Molecule: messenger RNA, 1350 nt
Organism: Lates calcarifer (barramundi perch)
Lineage: Eukaryota; Metazoa; Chordata; Actinopteri; Centropomidae
Product: guanine nucleotide-binding protein G(I)/G(S)/G(O) subunit gamma-10
Exons: 3
Coding region: 130-345 (71 amino acids)
Biological process (GO): G protein-coupled receptor signaling pathway
Cellular component (GO): heterotrimeric G-protein complex
Molecular function (GO): G-protein beta-subunit binding
Source: RefSeq, a predicted model, not a curated record
GGAGGCGGGGCACUGGGUGACCAAUGUUUCCCACUCGGGCUUAGAGCAGUUGGGGUUAAUUUCCGCUCGGUAGCGGCCCGUCUACUGAAAAAAACUACCUAUAACUUUUCUCUGUCGACAGCCGUCGUCAUGUCCAACAACAAUGCCAGCAACAACUUAAUUAUCGCUCAGAGGGCCGUGAAGCAGCUCCGGUUAGAGGCCAGUAUCCGGAGGAUCAAGGUGUCCCAGGCUGCUGCUGAGCUGAGAAACUUCUGUCUGCAAAAUGCCUCCAAGGACCCUCUCCUGGUCGGGGUCCCCUCCAGUGAUAAUCCCUUCAGACCCCCCAAGUCCUGCUCCCUGUUCUGAGAAAGAAAUGUGGAGGAUUUCUGAAUUUAUCCACUGAAGGCUUUCAUCACUUCUACUUGAUGUCUCUGUAGAACUACCAGCUCCUCUUGGGAUGAUGCAAUGUGGGAAUGAUGGGUUCGGGAGGGAGGGGGAGGGGGGGCUGGUCCACUUGUUUGCCAAAACUAAUGGUAUCAUAACUCCCAUCUGUUACAUUAAAGCAGGGCCAAACUCUACAUGUUAAAAAAAAUUGUCGACACUAGCCUGACUAAUGAUUAAGCUGUUCUUGGUUUACCUAGUGCUCCGGUGUCCAUUUACUGUCUCUGGUCAGUGAAAUGCAGCCCAUGUGAUUGGCUACUGAAAGUAGAACUUCCUCUUGUAUUUUGUGUUGUAGGUGGAGAAACAAUCAAUUAUUAAUUUAAACCAGGUGCUGUUCAAGAAUGAGAGCAUGUUGUGUUUUAUAUAUACACUGUAUUUCAUAUUGUGUCUUUACAGAACACUAACUGUGUAUGUGGCCAACAGAUGUACUGAGCUAGCUUCUGAGCUAAAAUGAUUGGUGUCUUAAACUACUUAUAUAUAUGUGGCAAUAGUAAAGGUGUUACUACUAUUCUGAGCUACAACGACACGGUACAGACGUUUAACCCUUUCAGUGCAGGACAUGUGAUUGUUGAUUAACUGUUCAUCCCAUUGUUUUUCUGUAUGUAUUUAACAGUCUGUUAAGGUUACUUUUAUUAGCCUUUGUCUGUUCCUGUCUUUUUUUUUUUUUUUUUCAUGUCCUGGCCUUACACUAUUUGGAUAGUGAAACCUGGUAGCAAAUUGAAUGUAUAUCACUUUAGGUAUACAAAUGUUCAUAUCUGUUCUCUUCUAAUUUAAUGAAUCAUGCUGCAUUGACUUGCUGUAUUAAUCAAGUUUCCACACUGGAAUCAUGUUCCAAUCAACCAAAACUUUUACUACUGUUAGCCUCCAUCUUUCUCUACUUUGCUACUGUGGGCAACAUUUUAGAAAUUAAACUACUUUUUUGGACACUGA